UGAAAAGUGAAAACAGAAAAACAGAUGAUCGCGUGUACUAUAAUAAUUUACUCAUCGAGUGUUUUCCACUAUCAAAUUAAUUCAUAGAAUUUAAAUGCCAUGAUUCGAGAAGACGAUCCUCAGUUUCGAAUAACUCCGUUCCAACAGAUGGCAUCAGCAUGUUCUGGUGCCCUAAUAACCUCUUUAUUCAUGACGCCAUUAGAUGUUGUGAAAAUCAGACUUCAAGCACAACAAAAGGCUUUGAUGUCAAACAAAUGUUAUUUAUAUUGUAAUGGCUUGAUGGAACACCUGUGCCCUUGUGGCGAAUCUGCUUGGAUACCCAGACGAGUACAUUUUCAUGGAACAAUGGAUGCAUUCUACAAGAUAGCAAAGUUAGAAGGGAUCCCAGCUCUAUGGUCGGGACUGAGUCCCACCCUUGUUUUGGCUCUACCAUGUACUGUUAUAUACUUUGUAUCCUACGAACAACUUAGGUAUAGAAUGAAAACUUCUUAUAACAACAUGACUGGCAAAUCGGGACAACCAAUGUGGAUACCCUUAACAGCUGGUGCUACAGCAAGAACAAUAGCAGUGACUAUUGUCAGCCCUUUAGAAUUAAUUAGAACAAAAAUGCAAUCCAAGAAACUGACAUAUUCAGGUAAAAUUGAUUUUGCAUUACGACGGGUCUUAAAGUACGAGGGAUAUAGAGGUUUAUUCAGAGGAUUAGGUUCAACAUUGCUCAGAGAUGUGCCAUUCUCAGGAAUAUAUUGGACCACAUUUGAAUCUACUAAGAGUUUCUUCAAUAAACCAGAUUCUGAAAAGAAUUCGUUUCUAUUUAAUUUUUUCUGUGGAUCUGUGGCAGGCAGUAUUGCUGCAUUUGUAACUCUACCCUUUGACGUCGUUAAAACACAUCAACAAAUAGAAUUAGGCGAAAAAGAAAUUUACACAGAUGGCAGAGGUCAUCAGAGAGCGUCAAAUAUGAAAGAUAUAGCUAGAAAUAUUUAUAAUAAUCAUGGCAUAAGAGGCUUGUUCACCGGCUUCUUGCCACGAAUAUUCAAAGUGGCGCCAGCGUGUGCCAUAAUGAUCGCAACAUUCGAAUACGGAAAACAAUUUUUCCGGAAAUACAACACUCAGAAAUAUAAGGAAAAAAUGCAAAGCCGUGGUAUUGAUAUUGAAAUAAUCAAAAGCGAUUAACUGUUAUAAAGUGUUUUCAUGAUCUUAUUAGGCAUCAAGAAAUACUUCUUGUGGGUCAGGCAUCAAGUAAUCAGGAGUACACAUCCUUGUAGAAACUAAUAA
Molecule: messenger RNA, 1272 nt
Organism: Pararge aegeria (speckled wood butterfly)
Lineage: Eukaryota; Metazoa; Arthropoda; Insecta; Lepidoptera; Nymphalidae
Product: solute carrier family 25 member 40-like
Exons: 10
Coding region: 100-1170 (356 amino acids)
Biological process (GO): mitochondrial transmembrane transport
Source: RefSeq, a predicted model, not a curated record